This is a messenger RNA of Dendrobium catenatum, 1815 nucleotides long. Its product is annotated as origin of replication complex subunit 4. Lineage: Eukaryota; Viridiplantae; Streptophyta; Magnoliopsida; Asparagales; Orchidaceae. The record is from RefSeq and is a predicted model, not a curated record. The transcript has 16 exons. Gene Ontology annotation, biological process: DNA replication initiation; DNA replication. Gene Ontology annotation, molecular function: ATP hydrolysis activity; ATP binding; DNA replication origin binding. Gene Ontology annotation, cellular component: nuclear origin of replication recognition complex; nucleus. The coding region runs from base 420 to 1673 and encodes 417 amino acids.
UCGUCGUUGCUGUUCGGCUUCGUUGCUUCGCAGGAGAGGUAGAGAUUGCACGCGUGGCUUUGUCGGCUCCUUCGUGGCUGUUCGACUUCGCUCCUUCGACGACUUUCCCGUCCUGCUGGAUCGGAAGUUACGACAUUUUGAUCGGACGCAACAACUGGAGCUCACUGGCUCUACCUUUCGCGCGCUUCUUCGGCCAAAUCCCAUAAAUCCGCCGAACCGAGGGAUUUAGUAAAUCCGGGAUUUAAGCGGUAAAUCCUUAAAUCCAGGAUUUACCAAUUGCCGGGAUUUAACGCGCGAACAAAAACCGUUUGGCUGGAUUUAGCGUAAAUCCGACUUAAAUCCCGCUGUAAAUUUACGAUACCAAACAGCCCCUUAGCUUCUCCGUUUCCCGCCAAUCGGCUGCUCGAGGGUUGGUCGAAAUGGCGUCAGAGAAAGCCCUAGAUUGUCUCCGGCGGAGGCUAUGCGACUCUUCUUUUGUAUAUUCCGCCUUCAAAUCCACUCCGGCCGGAAACUACAGUAAGCUGAAGUUCCUGAUUUCUAACACCAUUACUGAGGCCUGCAACAAUUCCGUUCUCCUCCUUGGCCCACGUGGAUGCGGAAAAGGAGCGGUUGUAGAUAUGAUUCUUGAAGAAUUAAAGGAUGAGUUUCCUGAGAUAAUUUCUGUGGUAAGGUUAAAUGGCUUACUGCAUAGCGAUGAUAAUUUUGCAGUGAAGGAAAUUGCUAGGCAAUUGUGCAUGGAGCACAAGUUACUUUUCUCUAAAAUGGCAUCUUCAGAUGAUAACUCUCAGUUCAUGAUAGACAUGUUGAGGGAGUGUGGAUUAGCUCACAAGAUGAUCAUUUUUGUAUUGGAAGAGUUUGACCUUUUUACUCAGGGGAAACAACGAUUGCUAUAUAGUCUACUGGAUGCAAUGCAAACUUUGACCUCCCAAUCAGUAGUUAUUGGUAUCAGUUGUCGCUUGGAUGCAGAUCAACUUCUAGAGAAAAGGGUGAGAUCAAGAUUCUCACAUAGGAAGCUUUUGUUCACGCCACUCUCAACUGAAGAUAUGCAGAGAUUGCUGGAGCACCUGUUAUAUUUGCCAAAAAAUUUAAGUUUGCCUUCCAAAUAUGUCAAGGAAUUCAACUCAAACGUCAAUAAUAUUUUAGGCGACAAAAAGUUCAAAGAAAUUCUUGAUGUGCUAUCAUCUGUAGACAAUACCAUAAGCAAUAUUUGUAGAUUUCUAUACCAUGCCAUAAGUUGGAUGCAUUUUGAGUCAGGAUCGCUGACAUUGGAUGGCUUCAAAAAUGCACUUUCAUGUAUGCAGAGGCAACCUAUGCUCGAUAAACUGCAAGGUGCCUCCGUUUUGGAAUUCUACAUUUUGGUUUGCAUGAAUAGACUGGGGAGUAGGGAGCAGAAUUCAUUCAACUUCAAUUCCAUUAUGAAAGAGUACAAGGCCAUACAAGAUGCCUACAAGACUUCUGAUAACUAUUCAUGGAGUGUUUGUCUAAGGGCGUUUGAGCAUCUUAUAGAACGUGAAUUAAUUAGCUUUUUAGACAACAGAAUGAGAAGUCUGUCUAUUGAAUACCGUCCUGUGAGGCUUUUGCUGUCUUCGCAAGAACUGCACCAGGGACUCAAAUCAAAUUCUUUUUGCCCUGCCAUUUUGCUGAAACUUCUCAACCAUGAAAGUUACAGAUAACUUUCUGUUUUCCAUGAAGUCCAUCUCAAAUUCUCAUCUUGAAAUUAUAGGAGAGUAGAAGAUGAAGCUGGCUGCAUCGUUUUCAUUCAAAUUUUGUAGAAUUAAUGACUUAGGCGUCGUUUGGGACGACUUUUUUAUUGCU